Messenger RNA from Dipodomys spectabilis (banner-tailed kangaroo rat), 2064 nucleotides. It is a transcript of the gene Cfi, whose product is annotated as complement factor I. Gene Ontology annotation, cellular component: membrane. The transcript has 14 exons. The record is from RefSeq and is a predicted model, not a curated record. NCBI's taxonomy places the organism in Eukaryota, Metazoa, Chordata, Mammalia, Rodentia, Heteromyidae. Bases 135 to 1928 code for a protein of 597 amino acids. Gene Ontology annotation, biological process: proteolysis. Gene Ontology annotation, molecular function: protein binding; serine-type endopeptidase activity.
UCAAAAGUACAAAGCACUUUGGGAGGCUUUUUCUUUUUUAAAUAUUUUUUCAGAGGUUAAAAAUUAAAUUUCAAAAGCCCAUCUGGGAUGGACAAGAGUCUUCAACAGAGACACCUUACCUGAACACCUCCAACAUGAAGCUCAUUCAUAUUGUUUUGUUAUUUUUGGGCUUCCACUUAAAUCUUUGUGUGAGUUCAACGUCAGACCCAUCUCAAGAGGAUCCGGUGGACAGCAAGUGCUUACUGAAAAAAUACACACAUCUUUCCUGCACUAAAGUCUUCUGCCAGCCAUGGCAGAAAUGCAUUGAUGGAACCUGUACUUGUAAGCUCCCUUAUCAGUGCCCAAAGAAUGGCACCUCCGUGUGUUCAACCAAUGGAAAAAGCUACCCGACUUACUGUCAUCAGAAGAGCUUUGAAUGUCUUCGUCCAGGGGCAAAGUUCUUAAAUCAAGGAACAUGCACAGCUGAAGGAAAAUUUAAUGUUUCCUUAAGUUAUGGGAACACAGAUUCAGAGGGAGUCGUUGAAGUAAAACUUGUGGACCAGAAGGAGAAAAUGUUCAUAUGUAAAAGGAGCUGGAGCAUGACUGAAGCCAAUGUGGCCUGCGUUGACCUUGGAUUUCAACAGGGUGCUCUUAGUACUCAAGGAAGGUUUUAUCCACCUACAGAUCUCCAUAUUAACACCACUGAAUGUCUGCAUGUGCAGUGUCGGGGAUUAGAGACCAGUUUAGCUGAGUGUACUUUUACCAAGAAAAGAACUAAGAUUUACCAGGGCUUAGCUGGUGUGGUGUGUUACACACAGGAUACAGCUUCUCCAACAGAUCCGUCCUUCCAGUGUGUGAAUGGGAAAUCCAUUGCCUGGGAGAAGGCAUGCAAUGGUGUCAAUGAUUGUGGAGAUCAAAGUGAUGAGCUGUGCUGUAAAGGAUGCCGAGACCAAAGCUUCCUUUGCAAGUCGGGUGUCUGCAUCCCCAGCCAGUAUAAAUGCAAUGGCGAGGUGGACUGCCUUACGGGAGAAGAUGAAGUUGGUUGUGAAGGAGCCAGACUUCCUGAAACUCAAGGACUUUCACGCUCUACUCAAGAAGAAAAAGAAAUAGAAGAACUUUUGACUCCUGAUAUGGAUGUGGAAAGAAAAUGGACAAAAUCCUUAUUGCCUACAGUGUCCUGUGGGAUCCCAAGAAACAUGCACAUCCGGAGGAAGCGAGUAGUUGGAGGAAAGCCAGCACAAGUGGGAGAAUUCCCAUGGCAGGUGGCAAUUAAGGAGGAAGAAAACAUCAACUGUGGGGGAAUUUAUAUUGGUGGCUGUUGGAUUUUGACUGCUGCACAUUGUGUCAGACCCAGUAAAGCACACCAUUAUGGAAUAUGGACCGGAUUAGUAAGCCGGGUAAAAUAUAAUACAGCAUCAGCGAUUCAGAAGGUGCAAAAAAUUAUUGUCCAUGAAAACUAUAAUGGAUCCACCUACCAAAAUGACAUAGCUUUGAUUGAAAUGAAAAAAAAGGCCAACCACAAAGAAUGUCAUUUCUCUAAUUCUAUCCCUGCCUGUGUUCCCUGGUCUCCAUAUCUAUUCCAACCUAACGACACAUGCAUCGUUUCUGGCUGGGGGCGAGAAAAAGACAACCAAAAAGUCUUUUCACUUAAAUGGGGUGAAGUUAAACUAAUAGGCAACUGCUCUAAGUUUUACUCAAAUCGCUACUAUGAAGAAGAAAUGCAAUGUGCAGGUACAGAGGAUGGAUCCAUCGAUGCCUGCAAAGGAGACUCUGGAGGCCCCUUAGUCUGCAUGGACGCCAACAACGUGACUUAUGUUUGGGGCAUUGUGAGCUGGGGUGAAAACUGUGGGAAGCCAGAGUUCCCAGGAGUUUACACCAAGGUGGCCAAUUAUUUCGACUGGAUUAGCUAUCAUGUAGGAAGAUCUCUGAUUUCUCAGUACAAUGUCUGAAGCGGUGACCUCCGUCUUCCUACCCUCCUUCGCGCAGUUCCAUUUGGAUGGGAAUAAAGCUGCAUAAUUAAUACAGAAAAUGAGGCAGAGCUUACAGCCUAUUGACAUUUUGCUGUGUAAUUCCCGAAUAAAAUAC